Molecule: messenger RNA, 657 nt
Organism: Aspergillus clavatus NRRL 1
Lineage: Eukaryota; Fungi; Ascomycota; Eurotiomycetes; Eurotiales; Aspergillaceae
Product: Rab family GTPase
Exons: 5
Coding region: 1-657 (218 amino acids)
Molecular function (GO): GTP binding; GTPase activity
Source: RefSeq, a predicted model, not a curated record
AUGGCCGCCAGAGCGCCAGCAGGAGCCCGUCCUGGUGCCAGAUUCGCUCAGUUUAAACUCGUUCUGCUUGGAGAAUCCGCCGUCGGAAAGAGUUCGCUGGUCCUCAGAUUCGUCAAAGAUCAAUUUGAUGACUACCGAGAGUCGACGAUUGGCGCCGCCUUCCUGACACAGACCAUUUCGCUGGACGAAAGCACAACGGUCAAGUUCGAGAUUUGGGAUACUGCCGGCCAGGAACGAUAUAAGUCGCUAGCCCCUAUGUAUUACAGAAAUGCCAACUGUGCUGUUGUUGUCUACGAUAUCACUCAAGCUUCAUCGCUGGAUAAGGCAAAGUCAUGGGUGAAGGAAUUACAGCGUCAAGCGAACGAGAAUAUCGUCAUUGCUCUUGCAGGUAAUAAGCUGGAUUUGGUCACCGAGAACCCGGAUAAGAGAGCCAUUCAGACCGCCGAUGCCGAAGCUUACGCCCGCGAGGCUGGACUGCUUUUCUUCGAAACAUCUGCAAAGACUUCGACGAACGUGCGGGAAUUAUUCACAGCUAUUGCGAAGAAACUCCCUCUUGAUCAGGCUGGGCCGCGGAAUCUGCGCACGACCCCUCGUCCCGGCGUGGACUUGCGGCCGGAAACUUCUGGCACACAAGGUGCCGGUGCUUGCAACUGUUGA